Molecule: messenger RNA, 1581 nt
Organism: Saccharomyces mikatae IFO 1815
Lineage: Eukaryota; Fungi; Ascomycota; Saccharomycetes; Saccharomycetales; Saccharomycetaceae
Gene: ACH1
Product: acetyl-CoA hydrolase
Exons: 1
Coding region: 1-1581 (526 amino acids)
Biological process (GO): acetate metabolic process
Cellular component (GO): mitochondrion
Molecular function (GO): acetate CoA-transferase activity; acetyl-CoA hydrolase activity
Source: RefSeq, a predicted model, not a curated record
AUGACAAUUUCUAAUUUGUUAAAACAGAGAGUUCGGUACGCUCCUUACCUAAAGAAAGUUAAGGAAGCUCACGAGCUUAUUCCAUUGUUCAAGAAUGGGCAAUAUCUUGGAUGGUCCGGUUUUACAGGGGUGGGUACUCCCAAGGCAGUGCCAGAAGCGCUGAUAGAUCACGUGGAGAAGAACAAUUUGCAAGGGAAGUUGAGGUUCAACCUUUUCGUCGGAGCUUCUGCUGGUCCAGAGGAAAACCGUUGGGCUGAACAUGACAUGAUUAUUAAAAGAGCACCUCAUCAAGUGGGGAAACCCAUCUCGAAGGCAAUUAACCAGGGUAGAAUUGAGUUCUUCGAUAAGCAUCUUUCGAUGUUCCCUCAGGAUCUGACCUACGGAUUCUAUACUAGGGAAAGAACAGAUAAUAAGAUUCUUGAUUACACUAUAAUCGAGGCGACUGCCAUUAAAGAGGACGGGUCUAUUGUCCCGGGCCCCUCUGUUGGUGGUUCUCCGGAAUUUAUUACGGUCAGUGAUAAAGUGAUUAUUGAAGUUAACACAGCCACACCUUCAUUCGAGGGUAUCCACGAUAUAGACAUGCCCGUGAACCCACCUUUCAGGAAACCUUACCCAUAUUUGAAGGUCGACGAUAAGUGUGGCGUAGACUCCAUCCCAGUUGACCCGGAGAAAGUUGUUGCGAUUGUAGAGUCCACCAUGAGGGACCAAGUGCCACCAAACACCCCCUCAGACGAUAUGUCUAGGGCUAUUGCCGGUCAUUUGGUCGAGUUUUUUAGAAAUGAGGUCAGACACGGUAGGCUACCUGAAAACUUGCUGCCUUUACAAAGUGGUAUUGGUAACAUUGCUAACGCCGUUAUUGAAGGGCUUGCUGGUGCCCAAUUCAAGCAUCUAACUGUAUGGACCGAGGUGUUACAGGACUCAUUCUUGGAUCUUUUCGAAAAUGGAUCUUUGGACUACGCCACUGCAACCUCCGUGAGGUUGACUGAAAAAGGUUUCGAUAGAGCUUUUGCAAACUGGGAAAAUUUCAAACACAGAUUAUGUUUAAGAUCUCAGGUUGUCUCGAAUAACCCGGAAAUGAUCCGUAGAUUAGGUGUCAUUGCCAUGAAUACCCCAGUGGAAGUUGACAUCUACGCUCAUGCCAAUUCCACAAACGUCAAUGGCUCCCGUAUGUUGAAUGGGUUGGGUGGAUCAGCAGACUUCUUGAGAAAUGCAAAAUUAUCGAUCAUGCACGCCCCAUCUGCAAGACCCACUAAGGUAGACCCGACUGGUAUUUCCACCAUCGUGCCUAUGGCAUCUCAUGUAGACCAAACUGAACAUGAUCUGGACAUCUUAGUCACCGAUCAAGGUUUGGCGGAUCUAAGAGGUCUAUCACCUAAGGAAAGAGCUCGUGAAAUUAUCAGCAAAUGUGCUCAUCCCGACUACCAAGCCUUGUUGACUGACUACUUGGACAGAUCAGAACAUUAUGCUAAGAAGCACAACUGUUUGCAUGAACCACACAUGCUAAAGAAUGCCUUCAAGUUCCACACUAAUUUGGCUGAAAAGGGUACAAUGAAGGUUGACAGUUGGGAACCAGUUGACUAG